GCAGCCAUGUCUCUAGUGAUCCCUGAGAAGUUCCAGCACAUUUUGCGAGUACUCAACACCAACAUCGAUGGGCGUUGGAAAACAGCCUUUGCCAUCACUGCCAUUAAGGGUGUGGGACGAAGGUAUGCUCAAGUGGUGUUGAGGAAGGCAGACGUCAACCUCCCCAAGAGGGCAGGAGAGCUCACUGAGGAUGAGGUGGAAUGUGUGAUCACCAUUAGGGAGAAUCCACGUCAGUAUAAGAUCGCAGACUGGUUCUUGAACAGACAGAAGGAUGUCAAGGAUGGAAAAUACAGCCAGGUCCUGGCCAACGGUCUAGACAAUAAGCUCUGUGAAGAUUUGGAGCAACUGGAGAAGAUUCAGGCCCACAAAGGGUUGCGCCACUUCUGGGGCCUUCGUGUCUGA
Molecule: messenger RNA, 402 nt
Organism: Choloepus didactylus (southern two-toed sloth)
Lineage: Eukaryota; Metazoa; Chordata; Mammalia; Pilosa; Megalonychidae
Product: 40S ribosomal protein S18-like
Exons: 1
Coding region: 7-402 (131 amino acids)
Biological process (GO): translation
Cellular component (GO): small ribosomal subunit; ribosome; cytosol
Molecular function (GO): structural constituent of ribosome; RNA binding
Source: RefSeq, a predicted model, not a curated record